UUGCUUACACCAGGUGCACGCCGGCUGCGGGGAGCACAAAGCGGGGCGCACGGAGGGCGCGGGCAGCAAGCGGUGGAGCGAGGCGAGGCCCGUGCGCCCCGGUUUGCAGCGCUUGCCGGGCGGGGACCCGGGCCCGCGGCGUCCUCCCAGGCAGCGGCAUCCUUGCCACCGCACCCCAAGGCGCCUAGGGCGCCUUCCUUGAGACCCGAUCCUUUGCUGCCCCGCCCUCUGCACCCCAUUUCUUUUACCCCCUUUCUUAAUCCCGCCAGUCUCUACCACGACCCCCAAGAACGCGAUUUAGCCCAGCCCCGCGCAGCAGCUGUUGCUCCUGCGGCUGUCUCGCCUUGCGUCUUGGUGCUCUGCUGGGGGUCCCCCAAGGAGCCAGUGCGCGCUGCGGGCUGGGUGGAGGCGCUGCUCUGCCGGUCCUCAUCCUCCGGCUGGCUGCUGCCGCUGCCACCACCACCCUCUCCGUGCGCACCCCAACACCCCUGUCAGCCCAGCCUUAGGUUCUCACAACCUGCACAUGAGGCAUGACUACACGUGAGCUAUAACUGUGUCCUGCUAACAGAGAAGGAAGCCAAGAUCCAGGAAAGUGAGACACGUCUCCAGACUUUGAUUUGGCCGAAGUAACUCCCGCAAGGACCUGUGCACAUGCCUGGAAUUAAGUGACACGGUUCAAGGACUUCAGAUUGCUUCGCGCCUCUUGGGAAGUUCCGAAAACCCUGUCUUCGGACUCUGGGAUUCUGUUCAAAUGAGACUCACUUGAAUGUUUACACUAUCUGCUUGCUGUUCUGCUUACCACUGAAUAGUGUUCAGAUCUUGGUCAGGAACUGGGUGUGGUUGGCAAGCCACCAUGGCCAGAUUGAGCCCUGGGAAAGCAGCUUGCUGGAUGGUGCUGGGUUUGCUGAUACCUUCAUUAACUGAGUCUUCCAUAUUGAAUAGUGAGUGCCCCCAGCUUUGUGUUUGUGAAAUUCGUCCUUGGUUUACCCCACAGUCCACAUACAGAGAAGCCACCACUGUUGAUUGUAAUGACCUCCGCCUAACAAGGAUCCCUGGCAACCUCUCUAGUGACACACAAGUGCUUCUCUUACAGAGCAAUAACAUCGCCAAGACCGUGGACGAGUUGCAGCAGCUUUUCAACUUGACUGAGCUGGAUUUCUCCCAGAACAACUUUACAAACAUCAAAGAGGUAGGGCUGGCAAACUUGACCCAGCUCACCACCCUGCAUCUAGAGGAAAAUCAGAUUUCAGAGAUGACGGAUUACUGUCUUCAGGACCUCAGCAACCUUCAAGAACUCUACAUCAACCAUAACCAGAUCAGUUCAAUCUCUGCCAACGCCUUUUCAGGAUUGAAAAAUCUCUUAAGGCUGCACCUGAACUCCAAUAAAUUGAAAGUGAUCGAUAGCCGCUGGUUUGAUUCCACACCCAACCUGGAAAUUCUCAUGAUUGGGGAAAACCCGGUGAUUGGAAUCUUGGACAUGAACUUCAGACCACUCUCCAACCUGAGAAGCCUAGUUUUAGCAGGAAUGUACCUCACUGAUAUUCCUGGAAACGCCUUGGUAGGCUUGGAUAGCCUCGAGAGCCUGUCUUUCUAUGACAACAAACUGAUCAAAGUCCCUCAACUUGCCCUGCAGAAAGUUCCAAAUUUGAAAUUCUUAGACCUCAAUAAGAAUCCCAUUCACAAAAUCCAAGAAGGGGACUUUAAAAACAUGCUUCGGUUGAAAGAACUAGGAAUCAACAACAUGGGAGAGCUGGUCUCAGUGGACCGCUAUGCCCUGGAUAACUUGCCAGAAUUGACGAAGCUCGAAGCAACCAAUAACCCCAAACUGUCAUACAUCCACCGUUUAGCUUUCCGGAGUGUCCCGGCUCUAGAAAGCUUAAUGUUGAACAACAACGCCUUGAAUGCUGUGUACCAAAAAACAGUGGAAUCUCUUCCCAAUCUGCGAGAGAUCAGCAUCCACAGCAAUCCCCUGAGGUGUGACUGUGUCAUCCACUGGAUUAACUCCAACAAAACCAACAUUCGCUUCAUGGAGCCCCUCUCCAUGUUCUGCGCCAUGCCACCUGAGUAUAGAGGGCAGCAGGUAAAGGAGGUAUUAAUCCAAGACUCAAGUGAGCAGUGUCUCCCAAUGAUAUCACAUGACACAUUCCCAAAUCAUUUAAACAUGGACAUUGGCACAACACUCUUCCUAGACUGUCGGGCCAUGGCUGAGCCAGAACCAGAAAUUUACUGGGUCACUCCCAUUGGAAAUAAGAUAACUGUGGAAACCCUUUCAGAUAAAUACAAGCUGAGUAGUGAGGGCACCUUGGAGAUAGCAAAUAUACAGAUUGAAGACUCAGGAAGGUACACAUGUGUUGCCCAGAAUGUCCAAGGAGCAGACACUCGAGUGGCCACAAUCAAGGUUAAUGGAACCCUUCUAGAUGGUGCCCAGGUGCUGAAAAUAUACGUCAAGCAGACAGAAUCUCAUUCAAUUUUAGUAUCCUGGAAAGUCAAUUCUAAUGUCAUGACAUCAAACUUAAAAUGGUCAUCCGCCACUAUGAAGAUCGACAACCCUCAUAUAACAUACACAGCCAGGGUGCCAGUAGAUGUUCACGAGUAUAACCUAACACAUCUGCAGCCUUCUACUGACUAUGAAGUGUGUCUCACGGUGUCCAACAUCCACCAGCAGACUCAAAAGUCAUGCGUCAAUGUCACAACCAAAACCGCUGCCUUCGCCCUGGACAUCUCAGAUCACGAAACCAGCACAGCCCUUGCUGCAGUGAUGGGGUCCAUGUUUGCAGUCAUCAGUCUAGCAUCCAUUGCUAUUUACAUUGCAAAAAGGUUUAAGAGGAAAAAUUACCACCAUUCCCUUAAAAAGUAUAUGCAAAAAACCUCAUCCAUCCCACUGAAUGAGCUGUACCCCCCACUCAUUAACCUCUGGGAAGGUGACAGUGACAAGGACAAAGAUGGCUCAGCUGACACCAAGCCAACCCAGGUGGACACAUCCAGAAGCUAUUACAUGUGGUAACUCAGUGGGUAUCUUGCUUCUGGUAGUAAGGAGCACAAAGACAUUUUUGCUUUAUUCUGCAAAAGUAACAAGGUGAAGACUUUUGUACUUUUGACUUUGCUAGUUGUGGCAGAGUGGAGAGGAUGGAUGGAUAUUUCAAAGUUUUUUUAGUAUAGCGUAUCGCAAGGGUUUGACACAGCUGGCAGUGACUCUCAGCUUCCAGUUUGUGUUUGGUUUUUAUCCUUAUCAUUAUUAUGAUUAUUAUUAUAUUAUUAUUAUCAUUAUUUUAUUUUAGUUGAUGUGCUAAACUCAGUAAUGCUGUCUUAACUACAAUGUUCAAUAAAAAUGAUUCAUGACAGGUGGGGGCUCUCCUGUGCUUGACCCCUUUCUUCUGAAGCCAUCAAUACGAAGAACCGAAGAGCCGAACCAUGUCCUCUCAACAGCUAACAUAUGGUUUGGAAGCAGCAUUAAAUCUUUUGUAGCAAUCUGGUCUACAGACUUUUGACUCAAGCUACGACUAAAUUUGCUACUUUGUUGAAAGAUGUUAGUUGACUGUACUGUAAUGUUGUAUCAACUGAACUGAAUGUUUGCCUUUCAGCAACAACUUUCUUUUUCCUUCCUCUUUGUUUUUUAAUAGUUAAAGAGGCUUAGAACAAGCUAACAGGCAAUAGAAAUAUGUAUAUCAGAUUUUCUAAUGUAAUGAACUACAUGUUAAUUGUUACUAUAUUCUUUUUAUCUUUAGUAGACACUUUUAAAGAAGAAAAGAUAAUUUUGUUGUGUUUAACUCACCAACUUGGUGUAUAAUGAAGACAGAAGUAUAAUAAAUUAGUUUGUUCUGAUUUUUUAGAA
Molecule: messenger RNA, 3832 nt
Organism: Rattus norvegicus (Norway rat)
Lineage: Eukaryota; Metazoa; Chordata; Mammalia; Rodentia; Muridae
Gene: Lrrn1
Product: leucine rich repeat neuronal 1
Cellular component (GO): membrane
Source: RefSeq, a predicted model, not a curated record